AUGGAAUCUUUAAAGGCCUUAGUAGCCGAACGUGGGGCGAUCAAGUCUAAAUUGACUCGUUUUAGAAAAUUUGUAGAAACUUCAGUUCUUGAAGAUGACAUACUAGCCUUUGAGAAACGCGUAAAGGCAAAUGAGGGGUUGUACGAAAAAUUCGAUAAUGUUCAAGCUCAGAUAGAAACCAUUGUAGUAGGAACAGACACAGAGGACGCACAUCUAGAGGAGCGCGAAUCCUUUGAAAGCAUUUAUUUUGGCGUGCUCUCGAGUGCCGAAAGGCGUUUGAAUAGUGCUCGUGGUUUACAGUCUCCGGCACCGUCGCCGGCCAAUGUCGUUCCGUCGACAUCAGCUGACCCGUAUACCACGACUCGUCUUCCCGUUAUUAAACUACCAACUUUUAGUGGCGAUUUCGGCCAAUGGAUUCGAUUUCGCGACACGUUUACUUCCUUAGUGCAUACUUGUGACAAGCUUACGAACAUUGAUCGUUUUAACUAUUUAGUAUCGGCGUUAACGGGUUCAGCUGCGCGCGCGUUAGAGUCAUUUAGUGUAUCGGCCGCGAAUUACGAGCUCGCUUGGUCUCGCCUGAAGGAGCGGUAUGAAAAUCCAAAGGCAUUAAUUGACCAUCACGUCAAUGCAUUGCUUGACGUGUCUCCUGUUCGAAAACCAGACGGCGAGGCGCUAAGUAAAUUUAUAGAUACCGCUGUAAACAAUGUUCGUGCUUUAGAAGGGUUAUUGAAACCGCUUGAAUUGUGGCAAUCCCUUGUUAGUGUCUACUUAGCUAAAAGAAUAGAUUCCGCUUCACUCGAUGAAUGGGAGAGGAGAAUAAUGGAAGCAUCGAAUAGGCCUACUUUUGACGAAUUUGCAAAAUUCUUGGAGCAGCGUUCUCAAUAUCUUACGCGAAAGGACGCAAACAAACCAAUUGCGAAUAAUACCGCGGCUAGCAACCAACAUAAGGACAAUCGGUCCCGCGCUGUGAUUAAUAAAGCAUACGCCCCAGCUUCUCAUGUUAGUAGUCAACCGGGCGAAUGUUUGUUGUGUAAGGGUGGGCACGCGCUGCAACAUUGCCCUAAUUUAUUAGCUCUUUCUUUCUCUCAAAGACACGAAACAAUCAAACGAUUGCAAGUUUGUUUUAACUGCCUAGCACCUGGGCAUAGCAUCAAAAAUUGCACCCGCGGUAAAUGUAGGAAAUGCGGAAAAAAGCACCACACUGUACUGCAUCGAGAAGAAACCAUAGCGACAAGCGAGGAAAAGGAAAUUCCUCCAGCUCCAUCUACCUCUCAUGUAGUCCAGUCGUAUAUAUCAAAUUCGACCGAAAUCGCGAUCGAUUGCACGGUUCUAUCAACCGCCGUAGUUUUCGUAGUAGAUGACAAAGGCAAUAGACACCGGUGUCGCGCAUUGUUAGAUGUAGGUUCCCAAGCUCAUUUUAUUACCGAAGAAUUUUGUAAUCGGGCUCAUAUACGCUGUACACCUGCUGAAAUGAGUGUUAGCGGCUUGGCGGGAGCAAGAAAUCCCAUUCGGUACAAGGCUCAAUUGCAAAUCGCUUCGGAAGGGAACUCUUUUCAGACCGUUUUGCCUUGCUUAGUAAUAAAAGGAAUUACAGAGGCCAUGCCUAACAUUCCUCUGAAUAAAGUGCGUAUUCCUAUACCACUUGGUGUUACGCCAGCUGACCCCGAAUUCCAGCAUCCGGGUCGCAUCGAUCUCUUGAUCGGUGCGGGCUUAUUUUGGAAGCUGUUGUGCAUCGGGCAGCACAAGGCAGGAUUAGGCAAUCUAGUAUGGCAAAAAACGCGCCUGGGUUGGGUGUUAGGAGGCAGUUUGAAUUGGCCCGGAGAAUCAACCAAACCCAUUCAAGCCUGCCACGCUAUAACAAAUGCACAGUUAGAUGCUUCGAUUUCGCGCUUCUGGGAUCUAGAAGAAGUAAAUUCACGCGAAUCAGCCUCGACGAGCGCGGCUAGUAGCGAGUGCGAGGCACAUUUUAGGAAAACCACGGUCCGCGACUCAGAUGGGCGUUGCAUUGUUAGUCUUCCCUUUAACGACCGUCUAAACGAAUUAGGAGAAUCGCGCGAACAGGCAAAAAGGCGCCUGUUAAACAUUGAACGGAGAUUUAAACGAAAUCCGGACCUUCGUUUUCACUACUUAGCUUUCAUGAACGAAUACGAGGCUCUAGGCCACAUGUCACUAGUCCCCACCCACAAUAUAGAUAAUUCCAACGCGUACUAUUAUUUGCCGCAUCACGCGGUAUUUAAAACAUCUAGUACUACAACGAAGGUUAGAGUUGUAUUUGAUGGCUCGGCGAAGACGUCAUCUGGACUUUCGCUAAACGACGCACAAUUAGUAGGACCGACGGUACAAAGUGACCUUGUCACCAUCCUUAUUCGAUUUAGAAAACAUCGCUUUGUACUAUCCGCCGAUAUAGAAAAGAUGUAUCGGCAGGUUCUUGUUACGAAUGCGGAUCGCAAAUUUCAACGCAUACUUUGGCGCUCCAGUGAGAACGAGCCCAUCAAAACCUACGAAUUGAAUACCGUGACCUACGGAACGGCAUCGGCUUCAUUCUUAGCGACCCGCGCGCUCCAGCAGGUAGGACGAGAUUACGCACAGGCAUUUCCUUACGCGAGCACCGUCAUUCAAAACGAUUUUUAUGUCGACGACCUGCUAACCGGCUGCGAAACAGUCGAGCAGGCUAUACAAUUGCGGGAGUCGUUGACCUGGGUCCUAGCGCAGGCAGGUUUCUGCCUGCGAAAAUGGGCGAGCAACGAUUCUACCAUCCUCAAUUGCGACGGGCCGGAAUCAAACAGCACGGUAGAAAUCAAACCCGCAGACAAAGACCCAAAAACUUUAGGCUUACUUUGGUCGGUGAACACGGACAAACUUAGUUAUUCAAUCCCAAGCGUUUCGACAAAUCGGGUUACCAAACGGGUUGUUCUGUCUGAAAUCUCAAAAAUCUUUGAUCCGCUCGUUCUCAUAGGCCCUGUAAUAGUUAAAGCAAAAUUAUUAAUGCAAGGGCUUUGGCAGUUUCAGUUAGGUUGGGAUGAAAGUCUCCCUCAAGAAAUUCAUACGCAAUGGUGCACCUUUCGGAGUGAAUUGCAUGAUAUCGCUUCAUUAUCAAUUUCGCGACGGGCUUUAGUUGAGUCAGAGGAAGACAUAGAGCUCCACGGGUUUUCGGAUGCUUCCGAAAGGGCCUACGGGGCCGCUAUAUACCUGCGCACACGAACAGGCCAUGGAUCCUGGGCCUCCCUAUUGUUAUGCGCGAAGACCCGCGUGGCCCCGCUCAAGACAAUAAGCUUACCGCGCUUAGAAUUGUGCGGCGCCUUAUUACUAGCUCAGUUAGCAGGCAAGGUGCGAACUGCAUUGUGCAUAGACUCGAUGAAGGAAUACUACUGGACUGAUUCUAUGAUAGUAUUAGCUUGGAUUAGGGACGAGCCUUGCCGAUGGAAAACUUUCGUAGCUAACCGCGUCUCGGAAAUUCAGAGCACCACGUCAGCUAAUGAUUGGCGGCACGUGGUUUCUGCUAGUAACCCGGCCGAUCUGUUAUCACGAGGUGUUGCCCCUCUAGAUUUAAAAAACAAUAGUUUAUGGUGGCAUGGGCCAGCCUGGCUCUCGAAAAAUAUAGAAACAUGGCCUUCAUCUGAGGCCACAAUUGCCGAUAUCCCGGAGAAGAAACAAGCCGUCGUCAUACACUUAGUUGCCUCCAACGCGCCACUCCCUCCAUUUUCUGAAAUAGUUUCGCGAUAUUCAUCCUACACAAGAUUGCUCCGCGUAGUGGCUUAUUGUUUGCGAUUUAUUAAAAAUGCUCGCAUCAAGGAAUUCUCAACGAAAGUUCAGGGAAACGGUUAUCAUCGCUGUCCGCCGACAGCGUCAGAAAUCUCACAGGCAGAAAGAGCAAUUAUCCGUAGUAUGCAGGAGGCUCACUUUAGUAAAGAAAUAGCACAUCUCACGGCAAAUAGGCCAAUUGACAAGCAUAGCACAUUGAUCUCCUUGAACCCAUUCAUUGACGAACACGGACUCAUCAGGGUGGGCGGUCGGCUUAAAAAUGCUCAAUUAGAAUAUGACCAGAAACAUCCAAUCAUUAUUCCCAAAACUGGGCCUCUCGUGACUUUGCUAAUACGACAUGAACACGUACGAUUGCUGCAUGCUGGCUGCCAGCAGACCUUCGCGGCCAUUCACGCCAGGUUCUGGUUGGUCUCAGGUAGGCGGCUAGUAAAAAAGGUAUUACGCGACUGCGUCACUUGUUUUCGAACGAAUCCCGUUAGCACGCCAUAUAGAAUGGGCAACCUACCUGCCCAUCGCGUGGUCCCGGCUCGUGCAUUCGCUACCUGCGGUGUAGACUAUGCAGGCCCCUUUCUAAUCAAAGAAACGGGACGCGCUCGUGUAGCUCGAAAAUCGUAUAUAUGCCUUUUUGUCUGUUUCACUACAAAGGCAAUACACAUUGAACUUGCCACCGACCUCACAACCGACGCCUUUCUCAAUUGUCUACAUAGAUUUAUAUCGCGUAGAGGUCGAUGCAGCACCAUCUACUCCGAUAACGGUAGAAAUUUGUUGGGUGCUCGAAACGAGCUACAAGAACUGGGUACACUAUUAAAUUCGGACUUGCACAAUAAUCGAGUAAUAGAUUCACUAGCGAGGGAGCAUAUAGAAUGGCAUUUCAUACCGCCAAACGCGCCUCAUUUCGGAGGGCUGUGGGAAAGGGGUGUAAGAUCAAUCAAAACACACUUGAAACGGGUAGUUGGGGAACAAAGACUUACCUACGAGGAAUUUUACACCAUUUUGACGCAGAUUGAAGCAUGUUUAAACUCACGCCCCCUAUAUCCUCUAUCCAAUGAUCCGAACGAUAUUAAUCCUCUCACCCCUGGUCACUUCCUUAUCGGAGAUGCGUUGAUGGCCCUACCCCAGCCCGACAUCACUAAUCUCAAUCAAGGGAGGUUGAAUAGAUAUCAACUGAUCCAGCAGACAGUCCAGCAUUUUUGGAAGCGGUGGCAGCAGGAAUACCUGCAUGGACUCCAGCAGCGCCAUAAGUGGCGAACGAAUUCUCCGGGGACAAUCCAUAAGGAUGCGUUGGUCCUGAUCAAGGAGGACAACUUACCGCCAACGAGAUGGCGGCUCGGCCGUAUCACUGAGCUGCACCCAGGGUCUGACGGUAUCAUUAGGGUGGUCACACUCCGUACCGCCGAUGGUGUCCUCAAGAGGCCUGUAACGAGAAUCUGCAUUCUACCAAAUGCAGAUCCAGAGCAAGCCAAGGAUUCGCCCCCGCAUUCACUUAAUCUUUGUACCAAUUAA
Molecule: messenger RNA, 5265 nt
Organism: Osmia bicornis bicornis
Lineage: Eukaryota; Metazoa; Arthropoda; Insecta; Hymenoptera; Megachilidae
Exons: 1
Coding region: 1-5265 (1754 amino acids)
Biological process (GO): DNA integration
Molecular function (GO): nucleic acid binding
Source: RefSeq, a predicted model, not a curated record